This is a messenger RNA of Pseudozyma flocculosa PF-1, 1845 nucleotides long. RefSeq lists its product as uncharacterized. The record is from RefSeq and is a predicted model, not a curated record. NCBI's taxonomy places the organism in Eukaryota, Fungi, Basidiomycota, Ustilaginomycetes, Ustilaginales, Ustilaginaceae. Bases 1 to 1845 code for a protein of 614 amino acids. The transcript is spliced from 2 exons. Gene Ontology annotation, molecular function: DNA-binding transcription activator activity, RNA polymerase II-specific; transcription cis-regulatory region binding. Gene Ontology annotation, cellular component: RNA polymerase II transcription regulator complex.
AUGGCGGCCACUCAGGUUGCUCGCAACAACAGCUUCAACGGGUUCGACGAGUUUGUCAACCUCCCCUCCUCGCCCGCCCUCACUCCCCGCCUGCAGCCGACCAAGCCCGCCCAGAUGGCGGCCAACGCCACCAACGGGGGUCCGUCCAGCUCUACCGCCGCUGCCAACACCGGCGCCGCCUCUGCGUCCGCUUCCACGCCCGCGAUCAACAUGCGCACGGUCGGACUCGACGAGAACCAGCCUCCGCCGCCUCCUGGCUCGUCUCCCGAAGCCCUCUUCCGCUAUUACCUUGCCGCCGAGCUGAGAAAGGCGGGCACUCGCCCCGACGAGGCCCUGCUCGAUCGCUACGUCAAGAACCAUUUUGACAGUCUCUUCAAGAACAAGCAGCCCGCCACUGCGUCGGCGUCCACCUCCAACGCAGUCCCCAAACCCGCACCCACCCCUCGGGCGAUCUCGGUCAAGCCUUCCUCGUCGUCGUCGGCGCCUGAGCCCAUCGCUCUGCAGCGCCUUCCCGUGCCUCGGAAGUCGCCCGCGGUCCCCACACCGGCUGUUACCCCUCGUUCCGCCCCCGAGGCGGGCCCCUCAAGCCAGCCUGCCCCUGUCGCUCGAGACCGGGCCGAUUCGCCACCGGAACUUCAGGCGCCCGACUCCCCCUCGGCUUCGGCCAAGAGCUUCUCGCCGCUGUCCACGCCGCCCGCGCUCGCCGCGGUCGACGAGAUCGAGGAGCUCGACUUCACCAAGGGCUUCAAGCAGAGCGAAGCGACGUUCGAUGGCGCAGCCCUGGACUCGUUUGGCUUUGUCGACGGCUCGGAUCUCGGCAGCCGUGCGUUCCGCGCUUCGGCCUUCAACCGAGAAGCCGACGAGCCGUUCUCGAUUGACCCGCACAUGAUGCAGAUGGACACCGCCUCGUCGCUGGAGCUUCUUGGCAGCACCAGCAAGGGCGCUCCCGUUGCGGCCGCGCCGCAGUGCGAUGUCAGCGCCAUGUCUGAAGACGGCCUGUCGGAUCUCGAGGAAGAGGACAGCAAAGAGAAGCUUGCCGGUCUGCUUGAGCACCACAAGCAGCAACAACAGCUCGGCUUCUACGGAUCCCAGGCCAGCGGUUCCAACGCAGGCGACAGCCGCGACUCGACGCCGGCCACCGGCUCUGGCAGCACGCCCUCGGCCAUGUCCAGGGUCGCUGCGUUCCCCAACGACGCCAAGCCGGACCCCGAGGAGUACAAGAAGCUGAGCAGCAAGGAAAAGCGGCAGCUGCGCAACAAGAUCUCGGCGCGCAACUUCCGCACCCGCAGGAAGGAGUACAUCACUCACCUCGAGGAACAGGUGGCCGACCGUGAUUCCAUCAUCGAAGGCCUGCGCCAGCAGCUUUCGCAGGUGACGAUGGAAAAGGCGUCGCUGCAGGAAGAGGUCCGCACGCUCAAGGCGAGGACCAUUUCGCAGAACGACGUCGGCAAGAUUCUCGAGGCGCUGCAGAAGAACCUCUCGCCCGGCAACAGCACCUUGACCGUGGCGCCGCCGCAGCAGCCAGCCGCUCAGGCCGGGUUCGACAGCGCCACCAACGCUGGCUCCGGCACGCCGCUGACGCCGAGCGCCUUUUUCAGCUUCGCAGACGGCUCGCGUCCCUCGACGCCCACCAGCAUCGCCUCGUUCGGCAGCGCCAGCGCCGGCGCCGCCGCUAACUGCGUGCCUGGAUCGCCCCGUGCGUCGUCGCCACGACCCUCGCUGCUGCGCCGGUCGUCGCCCUCGCUCAUCGCCCAGCCCAACACCAAGAAGGACGUUGGACCGCAGUCGAGCUUCUGGGGCGGCGUCGGUGGCGCCGCCGGCCAGAGCUUCACCCCGGUCUGCUGA